AUGAGCAUGCAUUUGGUGCCACCAAGGCUGCUGGACAUCCAGGCAGGGGAAGAAUAUGAGGCUAGUGUUGGUUUGCAAAGUGGCGAGGAUGACGUACUUCUGUGGGAAGAUGUCAUGUGGGAUCUACAAGAAGAUGUGGAUCUGUCAGCUGAAGAAAGAAUAUUUUUGGAAGAAUUUUCCCUAUUGAAAUGUGAGCUGGAAGCACAUAUCAGCAAGCUCCAUGCCCUUGCAGACCAUGUGGAUACAACCCAUGAAACAUUCACCAAAACUAAUGUGGUGGUCAGCUCCAUUGCAGUUGUCUCUGGAGUCAUGAGCAUCCUGGGUUUAGCCCUAUCUCCAGCAACAUUAGGAGGAAGCCUGGUGCUUUCUGCUGUUAGUAAAGGUCUGGGGGCAGCAGCUGGGGUCACCAGCAUCUUGACUGACAUUUGUAAGCACCUUCAUAAUAAGAAAGCUGAAGCUCAGGCCAGCAGCCUUGUUCCCACCCAUGGCCAAGGGGACAGGGAAGCCGCAGGAAAGGAGGCAUUCUACGCCAUGGCUGUUGGCAAGGUUGUCUAUCAAUGUGUAAGCACCAUCAAGGAUAUCAAGAAGAACAUCCAUGCCUUUCAGAGAGCCAGGGCCCACCCUUGCUUGGCUGCUGCUGCCCAGCGGCUCCUGACCACUGGUCAUGUCUCGGCCCAAAGUAGCAGGCAGGUUGAAAGAGCCUUUGAGGGCACGACACUGGUGAUGACCAAAAGUGUCCGCCUGCUGAGCACUGCAACGGCUGGUUUAUUCCUCAGCAUUGACUUAGCCACACUUUUGAUGGACUGGAAGCAAAUGAAGGCAGGAACAGGAACAGAGGCUGCCAAGGAGCUGAGGGCCCAGGCUCGAGAGCUAGAAAAGCUGCUAAGAGAACUCACUCAGCUCUACGAGAGCCUGUGGCAGCAGGAAUUAUUGCAAGAAAAAAGCCUUAUGAACUCCACUUUUGAGGGAGCCAUGUAG
Messenger RNA from Trichechus manatus latirostris (Florida manatee), 978 nucleotides. RefSeq names its product apolipoprotein L6 (gene APOL6). Gene Ontology annotation, molecular function: lipid binding. Lineage: Eukaryota; Metazoa; Chordata; Mammalia; Sirenia; Trichechidae. The transcript has 3 exons. The coding region runs from base 1 to 978 and encodes 325 amino acids. Gene Ontology annotation, cellular component: extracellular region; membrane. The record is from RefSeq and is a predicted model, not a curated record. Gene Ontology annotation, biological process: lipoprotein metabolic process; lipid transport.